CCCAGCAUGCGGCCCAAGUGGCCUAGCAGCCCAGAACUUGCUGAGUAGGAUGGAUCGCACAAGUGGCCGAAGCCGAACCCGCGCCACCUGCACGGGCCGCAUAGGCGCAUACAUGCUACCCUAUCACGGAGCGAGCGACUAAGCCAACACCGUCGGCCACUAGCACGAAUCCGCCGCACCGGCCAGUCCGGCACCAGGACCGCAGACCGCCGGCAGGCGAAAGCUUCAUCAGUGGUCGCCUGGUCGGUGCCUGUUGGCAUCGAGGCCGGAGGCCCAAGGACCGGACUUAACAACAAACAUGAGACGCGUCGUCGUCUCCGCGCGCCGCGCCGCCCGCCACAGCUGCCGCCUCUGCUCCUCCUCGGCGUCGGAGGCGUGGGACGGGCCGUCCUUCCGGCUGCACAAGCGGCGGGGGCAGCACCUUCUCACCAACCCGCGCGUCCUCGACGCCAUCGUGCGCCGUGCCGCGAUCCGCCCGGGCGACGCCGUCCUCGAAGUCGGCCCCGGCACGGGCAACCUCACCGUGCGCCUCCUGGCCUCCCCUGCCGCCUCCGUCGCCGCCGUCGAGAUCGACCCGCGCAUGGCCGCCGCUGUCGCCGCCCGCGCCCGCGACCUCGGCCUCGCGCACAAGCUCACGGUGACCACGGGCGACGCCAUGAAGGUCGACUUCCCGGAGUUCGACGCCUGCGUGUCCAACAUCCCCUACGCGAUCUCCUCGCCGCUAACCGCCAAGCUGCUGUUCGGCUCCUACCGGUUCCGGACGGCGACGCUGCUGGUGCAGAGGGAGUUCGCGCGGCGGCUCGUGGGCGCGCCGGGCCACGGGGAGCACAACCACCUGGCCACCAACGUGCGCCUGGUCGCGCACGUGAGCCUGCUCAUGGACGUGAGCAAGAACGACUUCGUGCCCGUGCCCGGGGUGGACUCCUCCCUCGUCGAGAUCCGGAUGAAGGAGGUCCGGCCGACGGAGGUGGAGCCGGGGAUCAGCCUCGACGAGUGGCUGGAGUUCGCGCGCGUGUGCUUCGGACAGCACCAGCUCCAGCAGCAGCAGGAGAAGAAGAAGAAGAGAAAGAAGAAAGAGAAGACCCUAGGAACCAUCUUCAAGCAGAAAGAGAUGGCCAUGGAGCUCUUCAGGCUGUCUCGGAUAGAUGAAGAACGCAUCGGCAAUGCCAGUAGCAGUGGCCGCGAUGCGCCUCAUGACGUAAACAAUGCCGAUGAUCGCUGUGAUGAAGAAGGUGAUUUCAGCAAGGAAGAGUACGUGGUGUUCAAGGAGAGGAUUGCUGGAACAUUGCAGUCGGCCAAGCUCAACAACGAAAGACCAUCGAUGCUGUCCAAUGACGACAUGUUGAGGUUGCUCCGCUUGUUCAUCAAACGGGGGGUGCGGUUCCAUUAGAGCACAACCUCCUUGUACUGCACUAAAUAUUCUCAUAAUAAAUGUUUGCGUCGCUGCUCGA
Sorghum bicolor (sorghum) is the source of this 1451-nucleotide messenger RNA. RefSeq names its product ribosomal RNA small subunit methyltransferase, mitochondrial. NCBI's taxonomy places the organism in Eukaryota, Viridiplantae, Streptophyta, Magnoliopsida, Poales, Poaceae. The record is from RefSeq and is a predicted model, not a curated record. Gene Ontology annotation, molecular function: rRNA (adenine-N6,N6-)-dimethyltransferase activity. The transcript has 2 exons. Gene Ontology annotation, cellular component: mitochondrial matrix. Bases 299 to 1390 code for a protein of 363 amino acids. Gene Ontology annotation, biological process: rRNA methylation.